Messenger RNA from Chaetomium fimeti, 2467 nucleotides. RefSeq lists its product as uncharacterized. The coding region runs from base 222 to 2255 and encodes 677 amino acids. Gene Ontology annotation, molecular function: ribosome binding; 7S RNA binding; protein binding. Gene Ontology annotation, cellular component: signal recognition particle, endoplasmic reticulum targeting. Gene Ontology annotation, biological process: SRP-dependent cotranslational protein targeting to membrane. Lineage: Eukaryota; Fungi; Ascomycota; Sordariomycetes; Sordariales; Chaetomiaceae. The record is from RefSeq and is a predicted model, not a curated record. The transcript has a single exon.
CCGCAGUUGACCUCCUGCCACCGCAACGCGACAGCAGACAGCAGUUGAUUGACACCCGGAGCAGGCCAGCCAGGCUCAACCCAUCAUCCCUGACAACCGAACCUACCCAACCUUACCAAAGGCUAAACUCCCCGGUUCUCCUCCCGCGGAGAACCCCAGACUGCUUGAAUGCGCAAAGGCAACUCUAAACGGUCCUCAGUCCCUUCUUUCCCACCGCCAUCAUGGGAGACACCGCCGUCGUCGCUCUCAACUCCCUCCUCCGAGGUGCGUCCAUCGAUGACCACGCCGAGGCCCUCGACCUCGCAACCGCCGCCGUGCUCGCUGCAAAGGGCCGUGGCCCCAACCUGGGCGCGGCCCAACACACGCGCGUGGUGGCACUUUUAAACCUCGACCGCUUCGACGAUGCCCUGCGUGUGAUUGCCGAGGGCGGCGAUACCCUGGCAGCGACGUGCGUGUUCGAGAAGGCCUACGCACUCUACAAGACGGGCGACCUGGACGCCGCCGAGGCCGUGCUGCAGGAUGCUGGUGUCAGCACGGGGAGGGCGCAGAGGGGCCUGAAGCACAUUGCCGCCCAGGUGGCAUACCGCGCUGAGAAGUUUGACCAGGCGGGCAGCAUAUACCGGGAGCUAGGGGUAGGCCGGGGCGGGGCAAACUAUGGCGAGGAGAACGACCUGCGGAUCAACUUGUCGGCGACGAAUGCGCAGCUCGAGUGGCAGGGCAAGGGCUGGGCGGUGCCGGAACAGGAGAAGCAGCCCGGAAGGGAGGACCUGGAGGCGUUUGAGACGGCGUACAAUGCGGCCUGCGGAUGCAUUUCCCGUGGAGAUUUUGCCAAGGCUGUCGUUUUCCUCAAGCGUUCGAGAGAUCUGUGCGAGGCAACGGAUGAGCUGACCGAGGAGGAAAAGAAGGCGGAACUGGUGCCCAUUGUUGUGCAGCAAGCCUACGUCUUCACGAAGCUCGGGAAACUGACCGAGGCCGUGGCCCUCCAAAACUCGCUCAACCUCGACGAGACCCCGGAUUCUUCAGCCACGGUGGUUGCCCGGACGAAUGCCCUCGUCCUUCAGGCUGAGAGCAACCCCUACAUGGCACAGCGGCUUGGCGAGUCCCUACCGGAGGGUGAAGGGAACGAUAGGUUAUUUGAGUACCAGAGCUCUGUUCUUCGCCGCAACAGAUAUGUCUUGAACCUUCAGGUUCAGAAGUUCCCCGGCGUUGGGAAGACCACUUCCAAAAUUCUCUCCAAGGAACCCGUCCCAGCUGUUUCCAGCUCCAAGUGUGACCUUGGGAUCCUCGGCGCUGCGGCUGCUUCCCAGCUUCAAACUGGUCAAGAAGCCCUUCGCCACGUCCUCCCCCUACUUGAGACCCGACCUGACGAUGUUGGGCUUCUACUCACCGUCAUUCAACUCUACAUCCAACUCCAAAACCCCGGGCCUGCCAUCAACCUCCUCGAAACCUUCCUCAAGCGCCUGGAAGCUGCCACGACGCCCGACCACGCCGAUGUGCGUUUUGCCCCCGGCUUGGUUGCCCUAGCCGUGUCGCUCUACCGCACCCAAGGCCGGCACUCGGCCAUUCGCAACGAGCUCGCCAAAGCUGCGGCACACUGGCAAACGAAAACGGGCCCCGCCGCCUCCGGAGCAGGCACUUCGCUCUUGCGCGAGGCAGGUAUCGAGCUCCUCCGCUCAUCCCACCCCGCCGACCUCGCCUCGGCAGGCGAAGCUUUCGCCCACCUCCUCGCCGCCCAACCCGGCGACCGCAUCGCCAAGGCCGGUCUGGUCGCCAGCCUCGCAACAACCGACUUCUCCAAAGUCCAGCCCUACCUCGACGCCCUCCCCUCAGUCGAAGACCUGACCCGCGGUGUGGACGCCACCGCCCUGCUCGAAGCAGGCGUCGCCACCGCUCCGGCGGCCGCGCAGCAGGCCAGGGGCAAGAAGCGGGCCCACGAGGAAGACGAAACUGGCAAGGAAAGGCAGCAACAGCAAUCGCAGCCGGCGAAGAAGCGUAGGAAGAGGAAGCUGCCCACGUCGUACGACCCCAGCAAGCAGCCCGACCCGGAGCGGUGGCUGCCGCUGCGGGACCGCAGCAGCUACCGGCCCAAGGGCAAGAAGGGCAAGAAGCGGGCGGCCGAUGCGACGCAAGGCGGUGUCGUGCGCGAGGAGGAGACCCUCGAGCUGGCUGGCGGCGCGGGUUCCGUCAAGGUGGAGAAGGCGCCGGCGUCCGGCGGCGGGGGCGGCGGGAAGAAGAAGAAGAAGGGGAAGAAAUGAGCGCGCUCGCUCACUUCCUCGCUCGUCGAAGAAUAUACAUGUGUUACCUGUCUCAUAAACCAUGUUUUUCGGGCCCACCACAUGAUAGACCAGGCCUCUGAAGGAGGGGAGGAAAAAAUGCAUGACACGGCUUUUGAUUUGCAUAAAGACUGCUCAAUAGUACUCUACCGUAAUUCCUACCAAAAGGCCAAGACCAUUUAUCCCCUCCCAAC